Messenger RNA from Podarcis raffonei (Aeolian wall lizard), 2449 nucleotides. RefSeq names its product olfactory receptor 14A16-like. Gene Ontology annotation, cellular component: membrane. Gene Ontology annotation, molecular function: G protein-coupled receptor activity; olfactory receptor activity; odorant binding. The record is from RefSeq and is a predicted model, not a curated record. The coding region runs from base 362 to 1315 and encodes 317 amino acids. The transcript has a single exon. Lineage: Eukaryota; Metazoa; Chordata; Lepidosauria; Squamata; Lacertidae. Gene Ontology annotation, biological process: G protein-coupled receptor signaling pathway.
UGUACAUUUGAUGGCAAAAUGGAAGACUUCUGUAAAAACUGCACCAUUUACAUCAUAUGGCACAUGGCUUAGAAAGUAUAUGUAUGUACCCAGUCUCUGUUGCCUUUCCCCCAGUCUUUGAGGGUGGAUAAAUCAUAUUAGCUGAAGAUAUGUGAGUGCAGAUACUAUCCCCAUGAGGCUUCAUGUCAUAUCAGAAUGAAAGAACACAUCAGCAGUUAAUAGUGUGCAUACAUGGUUCUUGAUGUGGAUAAAUGUGUUGUUGUGAACUAGCACAAUAUCUAAGAUGAUAAUUCAAAAAAUUAGAAUGGCCAAAAAUUGGUAAGCUCCACUAACGCACAACUAUUUAACUUCUAUCUGCAGAAUGACAGAAAUGAGAGAAAUGGCUAACCAAUCUACUCCAACAGAGUUCCAUCUCAUGGGGUUUUCUGAAACUCGUGAUAUGCAGAUUUUGCAUUCUGCAAUAUUUCUCUUCAUUUACUUAACAGCCUUAGUAGGAAAUUCUCUCAUCAUCACAGCUGUGGCCCUAGACCGCCACCUUCACAGCCCGAUGUACUUCUUUUUGAUCAACCUGUCAUUGCUUGAUGUUUGCUCCAUUUCCAAUACUGUACCCAAAUCCAUCACCAUUUCAUUGACAAACAACAACAUGAUUUCUUUUGCCGGAUGUGUCACACAGGUCUUCUUAGUGGUCACAUUUGUUGGUGGGGAGCUUGCCUUGCUCACUGUUAUGGCUUAUGACCGUUAUGUAGCAAUCUGUCGUCCACUGCAAUAUACCUUAAUCAUGAAUUGGGAUGCCUGCAUGCAAAUGGUAGCUGCUUCCUGGAUAAGCAACCUGAUUCAUGCAGUAUUGGAAACCAGUUUUACUUUCGUGCUAAAUUUCUGUGGGACCAAUAUCAUUGGACAAUAUUUUUGUGACAUUCCUCAAUUGCAAAAGAUUUCUUGCAGUGAUACAAAUGUGAAUCAAGUUCUGAUUUUUGUCCUUGGGUUUUUUAUUGACUCUUUUUGUUUUGCAUUUAUCUUUGCUUCCUAUGGCUACAUCUUCUCUGCUGUGCUGAGGAUCCCAUCAGUCCAAGGCAGAUAUAAAGCUUUCUCUACCUGCACUCCUCACCUGACUGUCUUUUCUUUAUUCAUCACCACAGGUGUGUUUUCAUACAUGAGGCCAAAAGCACUUUCUUCCCCCACAGUGGACUUGGUUUCUGCUGUGUUAUAUACAGUUUUGCCACCAGUUCUUAAUCCCAUUAUUUAUAGCCUUAGGAACAAGGACAUCCAACUAGCAGUCUGGCAAAUACCCAGAAAACUGAAACAUCUCAUUGCAUGAUUCAUCACUUCCAGAUUUUUGGAAAAAUGGGAACACUUAAUGUAUAUCUGAGGUUGAAUUUAGGAAAUUAACUGUAUUUCUUCACCUUUGAAAUAGAGGAUUUCAUAAUAUUAACUAUUUAUCAUAUUAAAAGGCUCCUUGCCAUUUUCACAAAUUUAGGGACAGAAAAUAUGUCGAUCUUAUUAUUUCUUCAGUUAUGGGCCAUUAUUGUUGCUGCUGCAGUGUUGCAGAGAACUAUCUUGAUUGUAUCUUAUGUAGACAUUUUCGAAAGAAUUAUGUUUUUGUGUUGUUACUCACAAAUCUGACUCUCUUAAAAUUGAAGCCCUGGUAUUUGCUUUAAGAUAUGCUUGUCUAGUUUCUCGUUAAACGUAGUGAAUGUAUGACAGAGGGUGCUGUAGAUUAACAAUACAAAUAAUAAAUAGUUAUUGGGUGAAAACUGUUACCCCUACAAAGCUGCAAUAUCCAGAUUUCCUGGGGAGGGGGUUGAAUGUUAAAGCACUUUGGGAAUGCCAAGGUGGGAAUGGAGGGAACAGAAGGAUCUGUGAUUCUCCAUCUGGUAUAUAUGCAUGUGGGGGCAUGGGGAAUGGAUUCUUGGACAUGGCUUAGGGUAAAUAAAAACAAAAACCCAUAAGCAUGUUGGUGGAAUGAAUUGAAAUAGAUGUGAUACACAAUUUACAUUACAAAUUCUUUUUUAUUCGUUUUUAUUGAUUUUAACAUUUUUAUCUUGAUCACAGUAACAUAAUCUCAAAUAUAAAGACAAACCCAAAUACCCCCCUCCCCCCAUGACUUCACUCAACUUCCUCUUCUGGUUUGUUGCAUAAUAAUUUCCCUGCUUUUUUUGGUUAUAUCUUAAUACCGUGGUACCUCGGCUUACGGACUUAAUCCAUUCUGGAAGUCCAUUCUUAAACCCAAGCGUACUUAAACCAAGGCUUGCUUUCCCAUAGAAAGUAAUGGGAAAUGGAUUAAUCCAUUCCAUACGAUGAAAAACAACCCCUAAAACAGCAAUUCAACAAUAAUUUUACUGUCUAACGAGACCAUUGAUCCAUAAAAAGAAAGCAAUGGACCAGGCUGCAAUCUACUACCCAGUAUAAAAGCCCUUACCCUGACCAUGCCAUCCUGUGCCCUGUGAGGGAA